Molecule: messenger RNA, 795 nt
Organism: Trichechus manatus latirostris (Florida manatee)
Lineage: Eukaryota; Metazoa; Chordata; Mammalia; Sirenia; Trichechidae
Exons: 2
Source: RefSeq, a predicted model, not a curated record
AUGGGAGGAGCCGCAGGGGCCAGGCCUGUCCCCCAGCAGAACGUCAAGGUGCUGCAGGCAGGUCAACACUGCAGUUGCCAUGCCCAGUGGCCAGUGGACCCUGGCUUACCAGUUCCUCCCUUGGGCUUUCCUGCCAGUGCCAAGGUGGCUCCCCUGCCACCCUGGCCAAGUUUCCGUACGCCAUUUGCCAGCAUAUGUGUUUGUGAGAGUGUUUGUAGAGGUGGACUGUUUCCUUGAAAACAGCACCAGAAAGGGCAAAAAGGCUCCUCAAGCCACCAGGUAGCCUUCCUUGGCCAAGGAUCUGGGCCAAUGAGAACAGCCUGUUCAGUUGACCAACUCAUGACAUCAAAUAGCAGAGGGAUUGUCACACCUGCUUACAGUGCCCUCCCCGCUACGUCUCCCCAGUAUUUGAUUUUGUGCACCAAAGAUGAUCUGGCCCAUUUUUCUCCUGGAGGCAGAGUGACAUGCUCCUCUCUUAGCUUGCAGGGCACCGCCUUGGUUCUGAAGCCACAGGCUCGGUCUCCCCAAGCCAAUAUUCUCUUUCCCUUGGACUUCUUAACCUUCACAGAAGCUGCUUGCAGGGUCGUCGGGAUAACUGGGGCAAUUGGAGCACUUUAUCAUACAGUACCUCAGCCUAGCUGUCCAAUAACCCCUUUUGCUGUCGCCUGCAUCAGGGUUUUGAUACUUGUGAUCGCUGAUGAUAACUCAGUGUUUUGUGCAGUGGGCACCAUUCCCCACAGUCGUCAGCAGGUCUCUGGGCACUGGUGUGCGUGCUGGGCCGCACCCUGGGGGUGA